AUGGGUAUGCGCAAGGGGCUACAUAUCAUUUCUACGGACUUCAGUGAGACUGUUGAAGACCAUGGUGAAGCCAAUGUUGAAGACCAUGGUGAAGCCGAUGUUGAAGACCAUGACACUUAUGACAAUGUUGAAGACCAUGGUAAAAUGCAAGGUUGCCAAUCAAAUUCUCAUGAGGGUAAUGAGUAUAUGAAAUUAAGAGAACUUACGAUUCAGGAGAAUAAUAAAAGACUAAGAGAAUUAGGAAUUAAAAACAUCAUAAAUUCUCAGGCUAGUUUGGAAGAAAGUCAAAAAAUGAAGAAAAAAACAGUGAAAAAGCAAAACCGUCCACAAUAUAUUCCACCGAUGUCUUCAAAUAGAGUUGCUAAUAUAAUGAAGCUACGUCGAGUCGUUGCUCCAAAUGUCUCUCAAAAGCUUCCAUCAACUUCAAAUGCAACAAAACCAACAGUUACCAUGAGUGAAAUAAUCAAAGGUAAUAAAGAAGGAGCAAAGAAAAAGCUGGUUCUUGUUGAUGAGGAUGAUGAGAUGUUUCAAGAAGCGGAUAUAGAAGUGGAUGAUGUUGGUCAACAUGUGAUACGAAUGGCAGAUCACGACUAUUCUAACGAUGAAGACAAUGUUAAUGAACAAUUACAAGGCCCGGAAAAACAAAAGGCAACAAGUUCUAAUAUAAAAGGUAAUAGUAUAGGUAGGCGUAAGAGGCUACAUAUCACUUCUACAAUCUCAACUGAGCGUGUUGAAGACCAUGUUGACGACGACCAUGAUGAAGACCAUCAAGUUUUUGAAACUCAAGGUCAUCAAGCUAGUGAAAUACAAGGCGCUCCUAAAAGGGUUAGAGGCUAUACAACAAAAGCUGAAAUUUGGAAGAUGGAUAGUACAAAAAGAAUAGCUGUCACAUUCAACAAGUAUGGAAAGCCUGUUGGGGCUGAAGCUAAUGAACUUGUUCAAUUCCUUGGUACGCUCGCGAGGAUGGCUGAUCAUGUAUCCAUAGAAUAUUCUGACUGGAGGAAGGUUCCAAUACAAAAAAGGGAGGACAUGUAUUCACUCGUUAAGUCUAAAUUUGUUAUUCAUCCAAAUGAAACAAACGAGAUUAAAAACUGGAUCUUGACUAGCAUCGGAAGAAAAUGGAAAGAGUGGAAAGGUUCGUUAAAGGCAUGUGCAUAUGAUCCAAGCCUUAGUGUUGAUGAAAUUGUGGCACAACAAGUUAAAAAUGACGACCGAGUGAAUCCAACUCAAUUUAAAGAACUUGUUACUCGUUGGUUCACUUCGGAAUAUCAGAGUACAUGCGGUGUUAAAAGAUUGAGCCGCUCAAAGAUGAAGGAGCCUCAUGUCAGCGGGACAAAGUCUUUUGCUAGACUUGCCCAUGAAAUGGCCGCGGAGAAUAAUGGUAUACAUCCAACACGAGGAGAAAUGUAUAUAAAAACUCGCACUCGUAAAGAUGGAAGCAUUGUUGAUGAUAACGCUACUCAAGUUGUGGCUUCAUUAAAAAAAAUUACAAAUGACUCUACAAUCACACCCGGCGAUCCAGAUGAUUUUAAAAAUGAUGACUACUCAAAAGUUAAAGGCCCGGAGAAAAGAGGAUAUGUUCGAUUAGUUGGAAGGAUGCCAGCCGCAAAAAGUAAUGGUGCUUCUUCGACAUAUGCACAAACUAAUGAUCAGCUAAAGAGUGUUAUCCAAACGAACGAGCAGUUAAAGAGUGUUGUCAAUGCUAUGGCUAUCAUUUUCCAAGAACAUAUCCCCAACGCGAAUUUGUCUUCGGUUCUUAGCAAUAUAAACAUGCAGAUCCCCGGUAUUGGUUCUUUGGUCCAUAACAAUUCUUUACCGGUUAACGAAAUAUCAUCUUCAAGAAGUCAAUAUGAUAAUGGCUAG
This is a messenger RNA of Helianthus annuus (common sunflower), 1863 nucleotides long. RefSeq lists its product as uncharacterized. Lineage: Eukaryota; Viridiplantae; Streptophyta; Magnoliopsida; Asterales; Asteraceae. The record is from RefSeq and is a predicted model, not a curated record. The transcript is spliced from 10 exons. Bases 1 to 1863 code for a protein of 620 amino acids.